Messenger RNA from Suillus clintonianus, 1334 nucleotides. RefSeq lists its product as uncharacterized. The record is from RefSeq and is a predicted model, not a curated record. The transcript has 8 exons. Bases 277 to 1206 code for a protein of 309 amino acids. NCBI's taxonomy places the organism in Eukaryota, Fungi, Basidiomycota, Agaricomycetes, Boletales, Suillaceae.
CUCCAUUCCGUAUUUCGGGCUAUCGCCCUCUUCAAUGCAGAUCAACAUGACGAGUCAAUGCUGCUCAUCAAAGAGCUAGCUGCCGCUUGUCCUAAUGCUGAUACCCGCGCGCGUUGUGUCGUGGAAGUUCAACAUUAGGCAUAUCUACGCGUUGAGCUCGGAACCAAGGCCUCGGAUGGCGCGCGCCACGACGAAGCCGCUGACCACUUCGCCGCCGCCGCCAACUCCAACGCUUUCCCAUUGAAAUUCAUCCAUGAACUAUACGAGGAUUUGAUCAUGCCCUUCGGCUGGGAUCUCAAGUCCUUCUGGCUCACUACACACCAAAAACGCUGUCAGGCUUUCCUGUUGGCAGGUAAGGUCGAAGAAGCCCUUGAAUCACACCAACACAUGAUACACGCCCUCGACGAAACCAAGAAGGCCAGCUGCCUCGAUUGGUUCAACGACUUCAAGGAACAAUGUAGCGGGCUUGCUGCUCGUGAUGACCGUAUUCUUGGCGCGGAGAUUCCGGGGCAAGAUCAAGAUGGCUAUGAUGUAGAACCUGACUUCUUCCGGGGAAUGCAUGCAUUCUCAAAUUUCCAGACCACGACCUCAGCAGCGCCCGGGGCGCUUCAAAAAGCUCAGGCUAGCUAUGACAAGGCCACCCUACCACCUGCCGCUGCUCCCAUGACCUUCAAAGCCCACGUACGACACCUAUUCACCUGGCGACCCGAUCGCGCAGCACCACCCGUCGUCGAAGUUCCUUUUGCGUGGGGUCGACAACGUCAUGCUGCAGGUGGUGCCCCUCCCGAUGACGAUUCAGACAUUAUGAUACGUGCCGACUCAAUAUUUCGAAGAUCCUCCACAGGAUCACAAUACGCAACAGCCCAAUACACAACAGCAACGACAACCAGUAGCAAUGCAGGCAGACACUGGGGUACAUGGAGGUGGCAAGUCGUGUUUCUGCUGCUAGCGGCUUUCGUAGAUGUCCUCGGGUAUUUCAAUUCUGUCAUUGCUCUUGUUUGUUGCGAUAUCUAUGUUGACUUGAAGCAUUAUUUUAUUUUAUACCAUCAUCAUGAUACCCCUCAAGUUCUUUCCGUGUCCCUUGAUCGUCCAGUUAGAUCUGGUCUGGAAACUGGAAAGAUGAUUGAUUGGGAAAGGUGUUCGCGUUUACACCCUGGACAUGACAUUGCCGAAUGCUGGUACGACCCUUGUUGUUAUCUCCCGUAAGAGCAGGCUGAGAAGCCUUGAAGCCAGUCACGGUCAACGGUUCCUUCUAUCAACAGCGGCACGCGCAGAUCCCAGCGGAUAAGUACGCACCCAUGAUGAUUGCAUGCCUAUACUUACCAACGCAACCC